UAGCCAUAUUGAAAUAUAAUUUAAGUAUUGUUUAUAUGGCUAAAUUUAAAUGAGCAGUUCAUCACUAGCUGAAGUAAGAGAAGGAAAUAAAUAUUUGUAAUUCCAAAAAAAAGAACACAGGCGAACGCUACUGUCAAGUUGUCCGGGAAAAGAGCGUCGCCAAUUCACGAGAUCAUUUGACUCUUCAGGAUAUCCGUAGUCGACGUCAUCAGAUAAAGACAGAUAUUUACGUGGUUUCUGUGCGUGGAUUUAAGGAAUGGAUUGGCAAUUAUUGGUGCCAGUGAACGCUUGCUAAUUGUACGAUAGGCAGGAACAAUCAGGAUCAAUUGUCAUAAUGGCUGACUAUUGGAAAUCACAACCCAAAAAAUUCUGCCAGUACUGCAAAUGUUGGAUUGCGGACAACAAACCGAGUGUUGAGUUUCAUGAAAGGGGGAAGAAUCACAAGGAAAAUGUGGCUGCUAAAAUUUCAGAGAUUAAGCAGAAGAGCAUGGACAAGGCCAAGCAGGAGGACCGCAUGUCGAAGGAGUUUGCAGCGAUGGAGGACGCGGCGAUGAAGGCCUUUCAGGAGGAUCUGAAACGGCUCCAGGCCGAAUCGGCCAGCACAGAGGCUGAAGCCUCCGGAAGCAGCCAAUCGGGGACUUGGCUUGAGGGCGUUUCUGAUGAAGGACACACCUACUACUACAACACGCUGACCGGGGAAUCCCAGUGGGAGAAGCCCAAAGGUUUUCAGGGGAAAGAAAAAAAUCAGAAGAAAUCAAAACAGAGGAGAGCGAAUGAGAAAUCUCAGAGUUGCCGGUGGAUGGAGGCCCAGAGCCCAGAAGGCUAUAUCUACUACUACAACUCAGUCACCGGGGAGAGCAGCUGGGAGAAGCCGGCGGGGUACCGUCCACCGGAGCGGACGGCCAGGAGCGGAGAAACAGGGGGGCAGGGGGACCACGCGCCCCCCCUGCGCGACCCCCCCGCAGCGGAGGAGAAGAGCUCAGAGAAGGCCACAGCCCCGUCUGAGCCAGAGGCUAGCAGGGUGCCACAGGUCGCCAAGAUCAGCUUCAGGAAAAGAAAACUAGAGAAGCCUCCGGAAGGGGAAGCAGAGGAGGACAAGGCUGACAGCGGAGAGGAUGAUGGGAAUGAGGAAGUGGAAGACGUACACGAGAAACCCGCUCAGUGUGACAAAGAGGAGGAGGAGGCGGAAGAGAAAGAGAAAGCAGAGAAGGAGAAAGCAGAAGAUAAAGAGAAAGAGGAGGCGAAACCGAAAGAGAAGGCUGUGGUGAAAAAGCCCAGGAAGACCAACCCUUAUGGGGACUGGGAGCAAAUCCAGGAGGAGAUUGACCCCUAUGAGAACGUGGAUCUGCAGCUCCCCCAAGUGGAGGGUGUGUAUACUGCUCCAGCUCCCUGCGAACUGCCCCCAGAGCCCAAGGUGAAGUUCAGAGAGCGGACCAUCACCUCGCUGGGGGGCGAGGGGGGCGAGGCGGGGGCAGUCUUCCGGAAGAGGAAGGCGGAAAACGGGAAGUCCAGGAGCCUUCGGCAGCGGGCGGAAGAUGACUGAGGAUAAACAUGGACUCUCAGAUUCAGGCUCGGAACGUUCUGCCACUCUCUCUUAAGAGACUGUGAAUCGUCUCCAUUUUAAGAAAGGUUUUUUUUUUUCCAGUUUUAACAGCAGGUCUGACUGGACCCCUUUUUUCCGCCCUUGACACUGGUAUGUUCAUAUUCAAGCAGUUUGUUGACCACCUCUGUGAGCACAUUGUGUGAUUAUUCGUUUUUUUUAAAUGCCUAAGGUUGUUGGAGAUUUGAAUAAUACACAGAUUCUGAUUGUGUAUGGACAGUUUUUGAUGAAUAACGUGACUGCAAAUCUCAGAAUAUUUUUAUAAUGAGCUAAUGAAAUAAGAUUGGCAACAUGCCGACGGACAGUUAUCAUGUGGGGUCCAUCAGUGCAGGUUCCUGUGUUUGGCCCCUUCUCAUGAAUUAGCACCACAGGGUUUGAUUUCCUCAUGAAAGACAGAAUGGAAAAUGCUCUGUGUGGGUAGGAAGUUUACCCCCCGUCUGUCAUUUGAGAAAUGUUCAAGUUUACAAUUUUGAAUAAAAUAUUAAAGUGUUUUGGUAAUGGGUCAAAACUUAAA
Messenger RNA from Anguilla rostrata (American eel), 2114 nucleotides. RefSeq names its product WW domain-binding protein 4-like. Gene Ontology annotation, cellular component: nucleus; precatalytic spliceosome. The record is from RefSeq and is a predicted model, not a curated record. Gene Ontology annotation, molecular function: protein binding; zinc ion binding; RNA binding. Lineage: Eukaryota; Metazoa; Chordata; Actinopteri; Anguilliformes; Anguillidae. Gene Ontology annotation, biological process: mRNA splicing, via spliceosome. Bases 335 to 1543 code for a protein of 402 amino acids. The transcript is spliced from 10 exons.